AUGUUCACGAACGGGGAUGCCAGGUUGCGACACCUGCCUCCGAUAUCUUCUCCCCCGCCGCCCAAACGAUACAAGUCCGAGUCGACUACAGCGAGCGAUGCCGGCCAUAAUCGAUUCUACUCGCACUCUGUCGCGCUGAGCGAUCGACCCCGGUCGCGACAACCGUCUUCGGCAAUGGACUUAUACACGCUCAUCGACAGAGAUCCGGCCGAUAAAGAUCCCCGCAGGAAUGCUCGGUUUACCAGCAAUGGGUCGGUAGCCACACAAGCAUCCCAGGUGUCGAACACCUCUCAAGUGUCGCGAUCGUCCCCGAUCAUAAUUUCCAAUCGCAAGAUUCCCGAGAAAUACCCAUUCCACAAAGAGAACGGCCGGUUGUACCAUGGCUAUCGAAAAGGAAUAUAUCCGCUCCCGUGCGACGAGGAAGAGCAGGAUCGUCUUGACAUCUUCCACAAACUGUUUACGGUUGCACGGGCCGAGGGUGGCUUGAUUUAUGCACCACACCCUCCAAACUCCAAGAUCCUCGACCUGGGCUGUGGAACAGGCAUUUGGAGCAUCGAAGUUGCGAACAAAUACCCAAAUUCCUGGGUGGUUGGUGUUGACCUUGCACCCAUACAACCUACCAAUUUCCCGAAGAAUUGUGAUUUCUAUGCCCCGUUCGAUUUCGAAGCUCCCUGGGCCAUGGGAGAGGAUUCAUGGGACAUCAUCCACAUGCAGAUGGGGUGUGGUAGUGUCGCGAGUUGGCCAAGCCUCUACCGCCGAGUCUUCCAGCACCUCCGUCCCGGUGCGUGGUUCGAACAAGUCGAAAUCGACUUCCGGCCACGUGUGGAGGACGAAAAUGGGGAACCCGGACGCGCUAUGUCUAGCUGGUACUCGACACUGAAGCAUGCCACCGAAGCUACAAUGCGGCCUCUCGCUCAUAGCUCGACCGAAACAAUCCGAAAUUUGCAAGAAGCAGGCUUCACCGAGAUUGAUCAUCAAAUCGUGGGGUUGCCCAUGAAUCAAUGGCAUCCUGAUCCCCACGAGAAGACGGUUGCACGGUGGUACAAUCUGGCUAUCUCGGAGAGCGUACAGCCUCUUUGUCUGGCUCCCUUCACCCGGGUCCUGUCUUGGUCGAAGGAGCAGAUUGAUCGCAUUGCAUUUGACGUCAAGCAGGAGGCCUUCGACAAGAAUAUCAAGAGUUACAACCUCCUGCACAUUUAUCAAGCGCGAAAACCUGUCGAACAGGAAUAG
This is a messenger RNA of Penicillium bovifimosum, 1230 nucleotides long. RefSeq names its product class I SAM-dependent methyltransferase. The coding region runs from base 1 to 1230 and encodes 409 amino acids. Gene Ontology annotation, molecular function: methyltransferase activity. Lineage: Eukaryota; Fungi; Ascomycota; Eurotiomycetes; Eurotiales; Aspergillaceae. The transcript is spliced from 2 exons. The record is from RefSeq and is a predicted model, not a curated record.